UCUUAUAAGACAGCAGAGAGCUCAUAAUAUAGAGAAACCCUACAAUUGUGAAGAAUGUGAAAAGGGCUUUACCAAGGCCUCAAAUCUUAGAAAUCAUAAAACUAUUCAUACUGGAGAGAAACCCUACAAAUGUGAAGAAUGUGGCAUGUCCUUUUCUGAGCACUCAAUGCUUAAGAGUCAUUACAGAUUUCAUAAUGGAGAAGAAACUUACAGAUGUGAAGAAUGUGUCAAGUACUUUACUAGGACUUGCUAUCUUAGAAAUCAUAGAAGUAUUCAUACCGGAGAAAAACCAUACAAAUAUGAAGAAUGUGGCAGUUCCUUUACUAUGCGCUCAACACUUAAGAGUCAUUGCAGAAUUCAUACUGGAGAAAAACCUUACAGAUGUGAAGAAUAUGACAAGUGCUUUACCAUGGCCUCAAAUUUUAGACGUCAUCAAAAUAUUCAUACUGGGGAGAAACCCUAUAAAUGUCGAGAAUGUGACAAGUGCUUUACUCAAAGGUCAAGUCUUAGAAGUCAUAAAAAUAUUCAUACUGGGGAAAAACCCUACAAAUGUGAAGAAUGUGACAAGUGCUUUACCAGAGCCUCACAUCUUAGACAUCAUAAAAGUAUUCAUACUGGAGAGAAACCCUACAGAUGUGAAGAAUGUGGCAAGUUCUUUACUGCGUGCUCAUCACUUGAGACUCAUUACAGAAUUCAUACUGGAGAGAAACCCUACAGGUGUGAAGCAUGUGACAGGGCCUUUACUUCUCUGUCACAUUUGAGAUUUCAUCAGUGUGCUGGAUAG
Molecule: messenger RNA, 784 nt
Organism: Nannospalax galili (Upper Galilee mountains blind mole rat)
Lineage: Eukaryota; Metazoa; Chordata; Mammalia; Rodentia; Spalacidae
Product: zinc finger protein 708-like
Exons: 1
Biological process (GO): regulation of transcription by RNA polymerase II
Cellular component (GO): nucleus
Molecular function (GO): RNA polymerase II transcription regulatory region sequence-specific DNA binding; DNA-binding transcription factor activity, RNA polymerase II-specific
Source: RefSeq, a predicted model, not a curated record